Seriola aureovittata is the source of this 2460-nucleotide messenger RNA. RefSeq lists its product as uncharacterized. Gene Ontology annotation, molecular function: protein kinase binding; calcium-dependent protein kinase inhibitor activity. The transcript is spliced from 3 exons. NCBI's taxonomy places the organism in Eukaryota, Metazoa, Chordata, Actinopteri, Carangiformes, Carangidae. Bases 463 to 723 code for a protein of 86 amino acids. Gene Ontology annotation, biological process: negative regulation of protein kinase activity. The record is from RefSeq and is a predicted model, not a curated record.
GUAUAACCCGAAGUGUCAGCACUGUCGCUUAUAUCAACCUCGCGGUGACGUGCACAUGCCGAUAUGAGUCAAGACACAAUGCGAGGAAAUCCCCAAGGCCGAGAGAGCGACGAGAGGCCCCUUUAAAUCGACGCUUCCUCCGUGUUGUGCCAGGAGAGAGAGAGAGAGAGAGAGAGAGAUAGACAGAGAGAGAGAGAGAAAGAGAGAGAGAGAGAGAGAGAGAGAGCUCUGAUAAACAACAACACAGUUCUCAGAAGCCGAUUUUACCGGAUUCAGCUCUUAACUGCGGCCUCGCUGGAGGAGAAGUGAGGCUACGAGGACUUUCUCUCUGUUAUAACCAACGUUUGGUCGUGCGUUGUCUAUACAUUCAUUGCGGAAGUGAGGAGCUUUUCCACACGACGCAAAGCUUGGACUGUGCGGACAUCUAGCGGCCGAUCAGGAGAAGGCGCCCAUUACCUAGAGAUGUACGGAGCUUCAGGUAUCCCCGAGCUCAUCCCGCCCAGCGGGCCGCCGCGGCAGCCCGGCCCGGCAGGCCAGUACAACCCGGGACACCCCCAGGUCAACGGCCACGGCGAAGGGGCCAACCCUCAGAGACUCGGACAGAGGGCGCCCAAACUGGGGCAGAUCGGUCGUACCAAGAAAGUGGACCUGGACGACGAAGACCUGGACGACAUCAUGAACAACAACGGGCAGUGUCCUGUUUCCCUGUCGCCCAUCUCCUAAACUUCACCAUGAAGUGCCAAAAAGAUUUAAAAAAUACAUCAAACCCCCCUCCCUCCAACCACCCCCCCUACCCGCCCCGCCUAGGACGCCAAACCUGCACGUCAGUGAUCUUGGCCUUGACCCUGUCAAGUGUCCUACUGAAGCGCCUGACGGCUCGACUCGGCACAAACACGGCUCACUUAGCGCCAGCUGACGCCUAGGCCCUGAUUUGUAUAUAGUGUUUAUUUAAGUUAACGUUGGUCAGACUGGGAAUGAAUUGUAUUGCAUCGCCCUCUACUCUUUACCUCUGUAGGUGGCAGACUGUCGGGACUUGAGAAAGAUUUGGAGAGAGCGUCUAUAUUUUUCAGAGCUUCUUAACAAGGGCUACGUUUCUGAAGUUGCACUGAGCAAACGAUUUGGAUGACGGGCGGCCGCUCGCCCGCCCUGUUUGCUGGUGAGGGUUACUGAUUGUCUGUGUGUGUGUGUGGGGGGGUGGGGGGGGGGGGGGUGGGAGAGAACACAAGCCUGUUAAUGUGUAUCACACAGGUAAAAAUAUUAAGCUUUGGUUGUGCAAUGACUAUCAUUCUCUACUCUCACACUGAUGCAAGUGAUGUACUAUUAUCCAGUGGAUGAAAGCUCGCUAUUUACAGCAAAAAAAACAAAACAACAACUACUGCUAAUUAUUUAUUGUUUCAAAAAAAAAAACAGACAUUUGUUGUGUUGUUACUAUGGCUUCUACAUGGUUUUUACUUUGUUUUCUGAAUGGAUAUCGCUUCUGUCAUUUAUAACUUGAGAUUUCUUAUGUUUCCAAAAUGGUGCACUUUUGUGGGAAUGCCCGUUAUGUGCAGUGACAUGUUGCAGAAUUCUAUGCAUGAAGUCUGUUGAAGCAUCAGAACACGUAACUGGUAUCCCGUUAUUAAAGGGCUAAUGUAGUUGUAUUUCAAACCAAACACACACACACACACACACACACACACACACACACACACACACACACACACACACACACACACACACACACACACACACACACACACACACACACACACACACACACACACACACACACACACACACACCAUUUGGCCUCUUUAGAUCAUGCAGUCAGCGGGUUUUUUUUUUUGUUUUUGUUUUUUAGUCAGAGCUCAUUGUUGGCCUCGAGCCGCAGACUCAGCAGGAAAAUAUCAAAAACAACAACAAAGUUAUGGGAUGUUUUGUAUGUUUUCAAAAGGCAGGGUUUCUCCCCAGUUGGCCACACGACUGUGAUAAAAGAAAAAUUGCCAAAAUGAUAUUUUAAUGCUACGUGGGAUUGAUCAUGAAAAAGACACAGCACUAAUCCGUUUGCUGAGCUGCGGCGUCAUAGUGUCUGUUGACUUUUUAAAGAUAAUGACAACCUUUACUUUACAAUUACACUAUGAGACGAUGAAAACAAGCUGAAAACAAGCAGCCUAUGAUUAGCUCUUAUUGCUGAGACAAUCUACGAACACUGAUGUUUUUAGAGAUUGCGGUGGACCUCGGAAUGACAUAUUGUCUAUAAAAGGCUCAUGCUGAUGUCAUGUUACUUAGUCAGCUGUGAAAUUGUUACUAGUUCACUUUAUUUUUUAAUUUUAUUUUUUUGCACUAUGGAAGCACUGCAUUUCACAGCUCCUUCUCUGACUCAAAGGUUGUCGUUUUGGGUUGCGGUCGCCAUUUGCAUGGAAAUGGUCGACUUUUCAAAAAAAUGCAUCUCGGGAAAUAAAAGACGAAAUCUUUGUGGAA